AUGCCAGCGCCCAGUUCGGGCAUGGUGCCAUCCCACCACGAAGCGGACGAACGCCUCUCCGGUGAGGACGACGCGCUGAUCCGGGCGUCGGUCGACGGAGACCAACAGCACCCCCGCGUAACGGACAUUGGCUCGGGCAUCUUCGCGGCACCCACUCUGAUAAGCCAGCACGUCAACUCGCCGGCGGAUGGGCUGAUUGUCUGGGUGGUUGCCGGCCUGCUCGUCUGGACGGGCGCGGCAUCCUUCAUCGAGCUGGGGCUGCGCAUUCCCAGUAACGGGGGGAUCCAGGAUUUCGGUCUCGACUUAAAGCCGGCGGCCAACGCCGUCAUAGCCACUAUAUUCGCUGAUUACCUCCUCAAAGCUCUGUGGCCUUUCGAGCCGCUCUCGCCAUGGACAAUCAAGAUCGUGGCGCUCGCCUGUGUAGCCACACUCACGCUGGUCAACUGCUUGGGUGCUACUGCCGGAGCGAAAGCUGCCAACGUGUUCUUACUGCUCAAGCUUAGUGCGCUUGCGAGCAUGAUCAUUAUCGGUUUUGUGGUCUACGUGUUUGGCUACGGAGAUGGCGUCCCGGCCACAGAGGCUGGAUGGUUCGGAUGGGAUCGAUCGCCUCCGGCAGAGGUCAGCACAUGGGCAUGGCUUGGCAAUUCUGCCACUGCGCUCUUCGGGGCCCUAUUCAGCUAUGGCGGAUGGGAAGCAGUGGGCUUCGUCCUCGGAGACAUGAGGGAUCCGACUGGGGAUCUACCGGUUGUAAUCAAUGGAGCCAUGACCAUCGUAAUUUCUGGGUUCUUUCUGAUGAACGCGGCAUUAUAUGGUACGUGUGAAGUCUUCAGCGCCGACACUCUGAUGUUCUUUCAUGCCACUGAGAUCGGUGUGCCUAACCACUUCUACAGUACGUACGGCGAGGUUCCCACAAGUCAUAUCAGCUUGGUUGGACAGACAAACUAUCUUGCCUUCGAGAUGGAGUUCGCAAGACGAACAGUUGGCGGCUGGGGUGGGCUCGUAUUCUCGGUCGUGGUAGCGCUGUCAGCAAUGGGGGCCCUCAACGCCAACGUCACGGCGCGAGACGAGGCAGCAUACUUCCGCCAGACGCUGCCGUGGAUGGUUCGACUCCCUGUGCAGGUCUUUGCGAGGGCCACCCGAGACUUGCGGUGGGAGCAAUCCGUGCCCAUAUUCGCCCUGCUGAUGAAUGGGACUCUUGCAUCGUUUUACGUGGCCAUCGGUAGUUUCAACGGGCUGGUGACUUUCAUAGGGUUAUCCGAUUACUUCUUCUUCAUGAUGUCUGUUUCGGGCAUACUAAUCCUACGCAAGGCCGACCGGCAUAAGCCCACCGGAUCCGCGCACACGUACAAGACGUGGAUAGGGAACCCAAUCAUAUUCUCGUUCGUCAGCGGCCUGUUGAUCCUCAGGGGAGUCAUAACAGAACCGCUUCAGGGCCUGGCGAUCCUGUUUGCUGGCCUGCUCGGAUUGGCCGUCUUCUACACAAGGACCGGCCGGCGCGGUUUCGAGCUACCCGCGGGUAUAUGA
Anthostomella pinea is the source of this 1524-nucleotide messenger RNA. The record is from the annotation of a GenBank genome assembly. NCBI's taxonomy places the organism in Eukaryota, Fungi, Ascomycota, Sordariomycetes, Xylariales, Xylariaceae.